AUGGAACUUUGGCCGACGCUGUUCCCCGUCCUUUUGUUGUGCACACUCCUUCCUUUAAGCGACUGUGACGAGCAGCGAGUCCCCGAAGAUAAACUUGUGGUGGUGACCGUCGCAACCAAGGAGACUGAUGGCUUCAAACGUUUUAUGAGAUCAGCAAAACAUUUUAAUUACACUGUAAAGGUUCUCGGUCGGGGUCAAAAAUGGAAAGGAGGAGAUUACUUGUCUCCUGGGGGAGGUCAGAAAGUGCGAAUUCUGAAAGCAGCCCUGGAAAAAAUGAAGGAUGAAGAUAAAAUCAUUCUUUUUGUUGACAGUUAUGAUGUUAUUUUCGCAUCAAGUCCUAAAGAGCUACUUAAGAAGUUUAUGCAAGCCAAUCACAAGGUGGUCUUCUCCUCUGAGACACUGAUAUGGCCCGACAGACACUUGGAGGACAAAUAUCCACAUGUCCGGGAGGGUAACAGGUUCCUUGGAUCAGGGGGUUUUAUUGGCUACCUUCCCAACAUCAAGGACAUGGUUGCUGGGUGGGCAGGAGAAGACGGUGACAGUGAUCAGCUGUUUUUCACCAAGAUUUAUAUCGACCCUGAGAAAAGAAAAUCCAUAAAUAUUACACUGGACAGCAAAUGCAGAUUGUUUCAGAAUCUUCAUGGAUCUCUUGACGAAGUGGUCCUAAAAUUUGAGGAGCGACAUGUGCGAGCCAGGAAUUUACUGUAUGAUACUUUACCAGUUAUCAUCCACGGGAAUGGGCCAAACAAGCUUGAACUUAACUACCUUGGUAACUACAUACCAAACACGUGGACAUUUGAGACGGGCUGCACAGUUUGUCAAGAGGACCUACGGCCACUCAGGAACCUUAAAGAAAGUGAAUAUCCUUUGGUGGUGAUUGGCGUUUUCAUCCAGCAGCCCACCCCAUUUGUCACCGUAUUUUUUGAACGCCUGCUGAAGCUUCAGUAUCCUAAAAACAGGCUAAAGCUCUUUAUUUUCAACAAGGAGCCUCAUCACGAGCGUGAAGUCAGGUCUUUCCUGCAGGACCAUGGAAGUCUUUAUCUGGAUGUCAAGUUUGUUGGUCCCGAAGAGGAAAUGGAUGUAGCAGCUGCACGCAAUAUGGGCUUUGAUAUGUGCAGAAAGCAGACAGACUGUGACUAUUUCUUUAACUUGGACGUUGAAGUUGUUUUGAAGAAUGAAAACACACUCAAAAUUCUCAUUGAACAAAACCUGCCAAUCGUGGCACCACUGUUGACACGGAGUGGCCGACUGUGGAGUAACUUCUGGGGAGCCCUGAGCGCAGAUGGCUACUACGCUAGGUCGGAGGAUUACGUGGACCUCGUUCAAGGACGCAGGGUGGGAAUAUGGAAUGUGCCAUAUGUAACCAGCGUGUACCUGAUGAAGGCCAGCCUCCUUCGCUCAGAGCUCUCAGACGGUGAUCUUUUUCAUUCAAAUUCCUUGGACCCAGACAUGGCCUUUUGCCAACAUGUGCGAAGCAAGGGAGUCUUCAUGUAUGUAACAAACAUGGAAACUUUUGGCCGCAUCCUAUCAACAGACAACUGUCAGACCAGUCAUCUGCAUAAUGAUCUGUGGCAAAUCUUUGAAAAUCCAGAGGACUGGCAAGAGCGCUACAUUCAUGAGAACUACACGCACAUUAUGAAAGAUAAACUCAUUGAAACUCCCUGCCCUGAUGUAUACUGGUUUCCAAUUUUCAGCGAUGUUGCUUGCAACCACUUGGUUGAAGAAAUGGAACACUUUGGGAAAUGGUCAGGAGGCGGUAAUAAGGACAACCGAAUCCAAGGCGGCUAUGAAAAUGUCCCUACCAUUGACAUCCACAUGAAUCAAGUCAACUAUGAUAAGGAAUGGCACCAGUUUUUACUGGAGUACAUUGCACCGAUAACGGAGAAAAUGUAUCCUGGGUACUACACUAAGUGCACUACUCCCUUGAACUUCGUGGUGAGGUACAAACCCGACGAGCAGCCCCUGCUCGAACCUCACCAUGACGCCUCCACAUUCACUAUAAACAUUGCUCUCAACAGUAAAGAAGUUGACUACCAGGCUCAUUUUGACUUGGCCUUUGUAGUUAGAUAUAAACCCGAUGAGCAGCCAUAUUUGAGGCCACAUCACGACGCCUCCACAUUCACUAUAAACAUAGCACUCAAUCAGAGGGGGCCUGAUUACCAGGGUGGAGGAUGCAGGUUCCUCCGCUACGACUGCUCCGUCGAGGCUCCCCGUAAAGGAUGGGCCCUCAUGCACCCUGGCCGCCUCACUCACUACCACGAAGGACUGCCCACCACAGCUGGCGUUCGCUACAUCGCAGUGUCAUUUGUGGACCCUUGA
This is a messenger RNA of Nerophis lumbriciformis (worm pipefish), 2319 nucleotides long. NCBI's taxonomy places the organism in Eukaryota, Metazoa, Chordata, Actinopteri, Syngnathiformes, Syngnathidae. The record is from RefSeq and is a predicted model, not a curated record.